Messenger RNA from Fusarium coffeatum, 954 nucleotides. RefSeq lists its product as uncharacterized. The record is from RefSeq and is a predicted model, not a curated record. Gene Ontology annotation, molecular function: metallopeptidase activity. The coding region runs from base 1 to 954 and encodes 317 amino acids. NCBI's taxonomy places the organism in Eukaryota, Fungi, Ascomycota, Sordariomycetes, Hypocreales, Nectriaceae. The transcript is spliced from 4 exons.
AUGACACGCUGGUUAUCUGCUGUAAUCGCAGCUCUGUCUUUUGCUGGUGUCUCUGCCAAAAUUCAGUGGGAUCCCGUCGGAAACACCUGCGACCCUCUCGCCGGAAAAGCCGGCGCGCCUACACUCGACGAUGCUGUCAACAAGGUCUGGCAAGAGAUCGAAGGCAUGGCAUCCAAUGCUUUGCAGUCUAUGAACGACAUCGAUUCCGGCGCUUUGACCAAAGACAGUGAUGCUUGGGAGUAUCUGAGGGUCGUUGGAACUUAUGACACGUUCUUUGAUGUGCAGCAUGCAGACGGAUUUUCUAGGUGGAAUUCAGUCAAGGAUACUCUGGUAUUGAUGGCCAAGGCUUCUUCGAGACAGAAUGUAUACAUCAUGUGCGAUGAUGCAUACAUGUAUGCAACCGAUCCCAACACGGGCGAUGUUCACUGGCAGCUACCUAGUGAUCAGAGCAGAGUCCUCAACCUGGGUCCCGACCAACUUCAAUGCUCAGCCAACAAGCAAGGAAAGGAUCUAAUCGGUUACCGCUACGGUUGGGACGGCUCUGAUGCCGACCACAUGACUUACGUCAUCCUUUGCGCCAACUAUCAGCUUCAAAAUGUUUAUCUCGACGAGUUCACUAUUCAAAGCGGAAAGUCUCUAGACGACUUUAAGACUUUUACCACUACUCUCUUCCACGAGUUCCUCCACGUCUGGCUUCCCGGAAUGAGAGCCGAUAUGAGUGGUGGCGUGGCAGCUGGAGGCGAACGAUACGGUGUUCAAGGAACCAAGGAAGUUCGAAGUCUCUAUGCGAAUGAGAACCCCGACUCUGUUACUCUUUUUGCUUUGGCACUCUUCUCGAAGGACUUUUACUGGAUGACUACUACUGCUGAGACAAAGCAAGAGGUGUGGAACAGAUUCCAAUCUGAUGCGAACGGACAGGGUAUUAUCAACGCUAUGAAGUUGACUCAGCCUUGA